AUGGUUGAAUGUUCUUGGAAAGCUAAUCGUUUAUAUUCUUCUAAAGCUGCAAUCGGACUUAUUAGAAACGUAGGGUUAAAGGUUAAUAUAUGGAGCGUUUUCCAUGAAUUUAGUUACGAUUCCAAUAGUGCCGUUGCAGAUACCAUCGUCAAAAAGUUUGUUGUUUAA
Molecule: messenger RNA, 168 nt
Organism: Dentiscutata heterogama
Lineage: Eukaryota; Fungi; Glomeromycota; Glomeromycetes; Diversisporales; Gigasporaceae
Source: the annotation of a GenBank genome assembly